GCUGGUCUUCCUUCUAUUCCUCUUCCGUGCGCUUGAAGGGUGGAAGAUGGUUCUGUAUCUGUGUCUCUCCCCAUGGUGUUACAGUAGCCGUGAACUAGCAUAAGGCGCCCAUGGCAUUUCCAUUGUGCGUUUACACCGAGAGUUCUUGUAUUGGCCGGCGGCGUAGUUAAGUCUUCAUUCAGCGGAUUACGAUCAGGUUGGCGGUAUGGGAAACGCGAGCGGGAAGGCGGAGCUGGAGAACGGCAACGGUGGCUUUCCGGCGGCGAGGACGGACGGCGAUGCGUCGAGGUUUGCCGGGGUAGGGCAGUUGUCCUCGGUGGACUCAAUGGCGGAGACGCCACCGCUGAGCCCUCUUAGGUUUAGAUCUCCUUUCCUCUUCGCGCCUCAGCUCCCGUUGUCUCCAUUUCAGAGAAUUGCUGAGUCUCCACAAACCCACCAGUUGUGGGUAAACGACCCUCGGAGCCCUUCAGAAUUUUCUGCCAAUAAGGGGAUUCCCACUUUGAUAACAUGGUAUCAUGGGGGAAAUGAUGUUGCAUUGGAAGGUUCAUGGGACAACUGGUCUUCUAGGAAAGCGUUGCACAGAUCUGGAAAAGAUCACUGUAUCCUGCUGGUACUCUCCUCAGGAAUAUAUCACUACAAGUUCAUCGUAGACGGAGAAUGGAAGUUCAUUCCAGAACUUCCUCACAUGACUGAUUUCACAGGGCGUACAGCGAACAUCCUUCAAGUUACUGAAUAUGUUCCUGAGAAUCUAGAGAGCAUUUCUGAAUUUGAAGCUCCUGCAUCACCAGAAUCUAGCUACGGGAGGAUACUUCCGGUAGAUGAUGACUUUGCUAAGGAACCUCCAGCCUUACCCCCUCAGCUUCCUCUCAUACUACCAGGUUCGAAGAACUUGGAGUUGGACUCGUCAUCCAGGAAAGAACAUCAUGUAGAGCUCAACCAUCUCUUCGUUGAAAAGGGGUGGGCUUCACAGUCACUUGUCGCUCUUAAUUUUACCCACAGAUUCCAUUCCAAGUAUGUGACCGUUGCUCUCUACAAGCCUCUUUAACAAUUAGCAAGGCGACCUUUCUUGCGAGCCUCUUGUAUAGGUCAGUAAAAGUCCCAUAUGUAAAGUUUGGCAACUCUCGUAGAGAUGAAAGGAAAGCAGAAAUCUUUCCUUAUGUGCAUGAUGUCCUUCGUUUUCCGUUUCUGUUUUUUCAAUGUGUAUUGCUUUCUAUCUAGAAAUGAAAAAGAUUUUAGAAUGAUAAGGUCAUAAA
This is a messenger RNA of Dendrobium catenatum, 1253 nucleotides long. Its product is annotated as SNF1-related protein kinase regulatory subunit beta-1. Bases 206 to 1045 code for a protein of 279 amino acids. The record is from RefSeq and is a predicted model, not a curated record. Gene Ontology annotation, molecular function: protein binding. The transcript has 5 exons. NCBI's taxonomy places the organism in Eukaryota, Viridiplantae, Streptophyta, Magnoliopsida, Asparagales, Orchidaceae.